Closterium sp. NIES-67 is the source of this 4319-nucleotide messenger RNA. NCBI's taxonomy places the organism in Eukaryota, Viridiplantae, Streptophyta, Zygnematophyceae, Desmidiales, Closteriaceae. The record is from the annotation of a GenBank genome assembly.
CUUGCAGAUCUGCCAGGCGACGAGGCGGAGGGCAGCAGCAGGGACGGCAGGGCGGGCAUGGGCGCAGAGGCAGACGCGCUGCCUGCUGGAGGGAGCGGGGGAGCGAGUGGGGUGCAGCGGGGACUCGCUCGCUCGCACUCGUCGUCUGCCCGCCUCUCGCCCUCGCCCUGGACGCGCCUCUCCAUCACGUCCCCCAGAUCGCCCCUCCCCCCCUCGAUGCGCCUCAGCCUGCGCGUGAGCAGUGGCGAGGAAGGGCUGCUGGACCACAGGCAGCAGCAGCAGCAGCAGCAGCAGCAGGCACAUGCGGGGGGCGAUGGGGGGAUGAGGCACCUGCUGAGGCAGCAGCAGUCAGGGCAUGUGAGGGGGGCGGUGGUUGGGCCCAUGCAGCAGGGGGGCAGCUCGGGUGCGGGGCACGCAGCAGCGUGGGGGUCAGUGGGUGCUGUUGUGGCGGGCUCGCCUGCCCCUCCCACUGCCCCCAAGCACCUCCGCCACCCGCGCGCUGCUCCCACCGUCCCUGCGGCCCUGCAUGGCCCCUCCACUGCCGUGAGCCACCAGGGUGCUGCCGUGCCCCACCAGUGUGCUGCCGUGCCCCACCAGUGUGCUGCCGUGCCCCGCGCCGCGGUAGGAGGGACGAGUGCACGGCACAACGCGGAGCAUGCGCGGGGCGGGCAGGGUGGGGGAGGGAGUGGGGGCGAGGGCGAGGGCCCGCGGGGGUGGGGCAGGGCGGCGGUGCAGUCGGAGCUGCUGUCGCUGGCGCAGGGGCGCGCGGGGGUGGGGAGUGGCAGGGGCGGGGUGAGGGCACAGGCAGGGGAGUCUGGUGCAGGGGCGGCAGGGGAGGGGAGGGGUGCAGAGCAGAGGGAUGAAGGCAGAGGUGAGAGUGGUGAGGGGGGGGGGCAGAGGGCGCAGGUAGAGGCGGAGAGGGGCCCACUGGGAGUGCGGGCGAGAGGCAGGGCGAGGCGGAGGGCGGUGGCAGGGCACGUGCUGCGGUGGCAGCAGCACACGCAGCACGGGGGGGCAGGAGGGCAGGCGGUGGGGGGGCAGGCGGCAGUGGAUGCAGGGCGUACACAUGCGGGUGGAGGGGAGUCGCUUGGUGGAGGUGGGGUAGUGGGCGAGGCAGCCCCUCAAGAGGCACUUGCGCAGGCGGGCAGCAGCAGAGGCACGCGGUGGGUGGCGGGGCAGAGGGUGCUUGGGAUGAGGAGAGGAGUGGAGGCAGCAGAGCCCGCCAGUAGUGCUGCCGAGGCAGCAGGGGAUAAGGGGGAGGCACAGUCAGGAGUGGCAGCGGCAGGAGUGGCAGAGAGCGAGGAGGGCGCACACGUGCCGCGAGGCGCUGAGGAGGGCGCUGAGAGGGGAGGGCGGGGCGGGGAGGGAGGGACAGAGACGGGAGCAGAGGGUGGCGGCAGGCAUGUGAUGGGGGAAGAGGCGGAAGGAGCGGCGUGUGGAGGCGCGGGCGUGGGCGUGGUGGGCGUGGUGGUGUACCGGCGCAAGCGACAGCGGUCUGCACGCGCAGCAGCAGGAAGGGCGGGGCAGGCAAGCAGUGGUGCUGACGCUGCCCGUCUGCUCAUGCCCGUGCCCCUCACCCCGCCGCCACCACCCCCUGCCUCAUCCCCCUUCUCUCCUGCCCGCCUCAUGUGGCCUCGCCCGCCUCGCCCCCCUGCACUGGGCGCUGCAUGUGGCGCGGCAGGGCGGCAGGCGGCAGGGCAGGGGUUGGAGGCAGAGGCGUUAGCAGCGAGGGCGUGGGCGAGGAGGGCGAGGGCGAGGGCGGGAGCGGCGAGGGCAAGGGCGAGCGAGGUGCAGCGCGUGGCGGAUGCGGCGCUCGAGCGCGCCGUGCACCGCCUGGCGCUGCUCCGCGCCGCGCACGCCAUGCGCACUCCCACCGCCAUGCAGGCCGGCGCCCCCCCUACUCCUCCCCGGCACCAUCUGCCUGCCGCGCUCCCAUCCGCUCCCAUAGCAGGCGGGUCAGGCGCCCAUGCAUGGCGUGAGCUGCCCGGCGUUGCUGCGCGCGCUGGGGAGUGCAUGGACGGGCGCCGCUGUGGCGGGCAGGGCGGCACGAGUGCACAUGGGAGGGAGGAUGCUGGGGGGGGUGAUGCAGGGGUUGCAGGGACGCUGGAUGGAGUGCAAGAGCAUGAGAGCAUGGGCGAUGCAGUGAGCCCAUGUGGUGGGGCGCUGGAGGUUGCUGAUGCACAGUGUGCAGCAGGGCAUGUAGCAGAGUGUGCAUUGGGGUGUGUGGGCGGCAGUGGGGGUAGCGAGUCACCCCGCCCUGCGUCCCUGGCGCCACCUGUGUGUGUGUCUGCUGUCUCGCAUGGCCCUCUAGCCCCUCCACCUGCGACACCGCUCGCUGCCCCUUCUGGCCUGCCACCUGUGCCUGCACCCGCCCUCACCUCCCCACACGCAACGCCCGCGCCCUUGGCUCCCACACCGCUUCCUCCGUCCUCCCCCGCACUGCAGCAGCAGCAGCUGGCCAGCAGCGGCAGCCCGGCAACGCGGGGGCCGUCGCUCCCCUCGCCCUCCUCUGUGGCCAGACGGGCAGCCGUCACGUACCGCCGUGCUGAUGUCACUCUGCGCCGUGCUGACGUCACUCUGGGGGAGGAAGGGUGCGGGUUCAGCCUCCUGCCCCCUGACCACUUCCCCCUGCGGGCUGCCUCCGUCACACACGCACCUGCUGACAUCACUCUCUCGCAUGCUGACAUCACCAUCAGAGACCCCCUCGCUGGCAGCGAUGGCCGUCCAUGCCCUGCCAGCGUGCCUCCUCCCCACCCGUCCCUGCUCUCCGCAUGCUCCCUGGGCCCUCCCACGCACCCCUCUCUGCAUGCUGCCCCUGCUGCGCCUGCACGUGCCUCCCCCACACCCGUACCUCUCGCUGCACGCGGCAGCGCGUGCCGGGCAGCAGGGGCAGGCGGGGAGGAGGGCGGGGGUGAGGCGUGCUGUGGGGGCGCCUGGAGCAUGGAGUGGGGAGGGCAGUGCGCAGGGUGGGAGAGAGAGUCGGAAGGUGGCGUGGUGGAUGCAGCAGAGGCUGCAGCAGCAGCAGCAGGUGAGCGCGUUGGCAUGCCGGAGGGGGCCGUCGGUGGGUGUGCUGGUACGACUGCGGCUGACACCUGCAAGGACGCCACAGCAGAAGAGCAGCGGACAGCAGAAGAGCAGUGGGCGGGUGUGGGUGGGGUGGAUGGGAUGGCGCAGCAGUCAGGCAGUGCGGUGGAGGCACAGGGAGGCAAGGCGUGCGCGGAUGGGGCAGGCACACAGGCGGACAGGGCGGAGCGAUGUGGGGCUCACGUGGGUGUGUGCCGCCUUGAGGGGGGGGUGGGAAAGGGUGGAGAUGGGGAGGGUUGUGUGGAGCGGCAUGUUGGGGGGCAUGUGGGGGGGCAUGUGGGGGGAGGUGGGGCGGAGGUGAGGCGAAAGUUGGCGGCGGACAGCGACCAUGGUGGGGCGGGUGAGAGUGACGCAGCGGGUGGUGAUGGCGCAGGGGAGAGCGUGGCAGAGGGCAGGGCGAGCAGCGGGGUUGUGUGUGCAGCAAGGGAGCUGCCUUGCUGUGGAGCUGCGGAUGGGCGGGUGGGCGAGGCGUGGCAUGGGGCAGGGGGGUGCAGUGUGACGCCAGGGGGCCAUGGCACCAUGGCAGUGGGGGCUGAGAGUAGGCCAGAGGGGGCUGAGAGUAGGCUAGAGGGGGCUGGUGACAUGGGAGCAGUGCUGGAGAGGGCAUGUGUUUAUGGAGGUGCGCAUGGCGGGCAGCUGGUGCAGCCGUGCGAUGCCUCUGAGCCUCUGCCUCGUGCCAUGGGUGAUGUGGCCAAGUCCUUCAGCGGGGUGGAGGAGUGGCGGCACUCAAAUGGUGGGGUGGCAGCGCAAGAGCACCCAGCAGCUCGCAUCUCUCACCUCGCAGCAACGGAUGAACCACAGCCGGCUCUUGCGGGUGGAGGGGCAGACAGCUCCCAUGGCGGCAGUGGCAUCACACCCUUCCCAUGAGACCCCUCUGAGCAGUCGCAGGGUUUGGGAGCACAGCAUUGAAACAACGCUCCAGCAGUAAUUGUGCUGGUGCAGAUGCGCUUUGGGGGUAAUUGCUGGAAGGGGAGCAGGGGUGGUACAUGAGGGGUGAAAAGCACAGCUAAGUAGAAAGCGCAUGCUGAAGCAAGCUAAACGAACCCGAGCCAGACUGCCCGAAAUAAGCUAGAAAUACAGCACGUUGUAUCGCCAUUGUUCUCACAGGAGACCCCAAGCCAUGGUCAUAUCUAAUACCCAGCGAGCAUAUUUUUAUCAGACGAAUAUUCGUCCGUCUGAAUCAGCUGCGUUUGUACUUGGACAAAUUUUUAGACGGGCUGAAAUGUUUCAACUUA